Cutaneotrichosporon cavernicola is the source of this 2247-nucleotide messenger RNA. RefSeq lists its product as uncharacterized. The record is from RefSeq and is a predicted model, not a curated record. Bases 1 to 2247 code for a protein of 748 amino acids. Lineage: Eukaryota; Fungi; Basidiomycota; Tremellomycetes; Trichosporonales; Trichosporonaceae. The transcript is spliced from 9 exons. Gene Ontology annotation, biological process: protein sumoylation. Gene Ontology annotation, molecular function: SUMO ligase activity; zinc ion binding. Gene Ontology annotation, cellular component: chromatin.
AUGUCGGAGGAAGCAUGGAAGGACUUUGACCACUUCAUCAACUACUAUGUGCCAAAGCAAACAAUCCCACGUCUGCGGCAAUUUGCCGCUGUCAUCGAGAGACACUCGAGGAUCAGGCUCGCAUUAAAGAGUCAAGAAAGGAAGGCGGACCUGGUCAACAAGCUCCAGGCCGCGUUCCAGACGAUGAAAAGCAACAACCAGCUUCCAAUAUACCAGGCAACAAGAGCGGAGUGCGAGCAGAUUGGGGCGGGCCAGUUCUCUCACAACUCUCAGGUGCUUCCACCACCAACCUUUGGCACGGUGCCAGCAUCAAACUCGGCCGCUAGACUUCACAACGCCUUGAACGCUCCUGUGAACGGGUACGGGGGACCGAGUGGGAGUGGGUGGAGAGGCCCAGCUCAAGCUCAUGCCUCCACCAGUGCGCGCGAAUACCUUCUCGUUGACUGGAAGCGUAGCCCGAUGUGGAAGCCACUCAAGGCUCUCACCGGUAUGGAAACUCUGCCAGACAUCAUGUCCAACGAAAGCUCACAUACGCGUCGCGAGAGGCGUGUCGUAUUCUCCUUGCCGAACGACGUGAUCGAAGCUCUGAACAAGUCCAAAUCUGAUCCGCGAUCUCGUCCACUACACUCUGUGCGACUCUUCUGCGCGUCGAACGACUCGUAUCGACAACCAGGCAUGGCUGGACCUCCCGGCCAGCCGAUUCCAAGCAACCGCCAAGUCCCCAUCGAGUACCCCUCGAAUCCGGAUGUUCUGGUCGACGGACACACCGUGCCUUUCAAGGAGCGAGGUUUACGAGGGAAGCCAGGGAGUGCACCUCCACUGGACUUGGACAAAUCUAGUCGAGGACUUGUCCGCAUGGCAGGGCGGAUGGCGAGCGUCUCAAUGGGCCACACUGGGCCGACUGCAAGCAAGAAAAAGGAGUACUCAAAGAAAUUCUUCUUUCAGGUCGUGUACUGCGAGGUCACUACCAUGGAGGACCUGCUAGGGCGGCUUGAGUCUCUGACGCCGACUGAUCCCGAGGUUGAGUUGGCAAGACUGCGGCAACAAGCAGCAGAGGACGACGACAUCCAGGUCGGGACAUCGAGCUUGUCGCUCAAGGAUCCGCUCUCCGGCAUGCGCAUCACAAAGCCCGUUCGCUCUCGCAAGUGCUCGCACCUCCAAUGCUUCGAUGCGAAAUGGUGGCUAGAGUCGAACAAGAGUCACCCACAGUGGCUCUGUCCCCAUUGCAGCAAGGAACUCGACUUUGAAGACGUCAUCUGCGACGGCUACUUUCUGAGCAUUCUGCGCGCGGUUCCGGACUCGUUUGAUGAGGUGACCCUCGAACCGAGCGGGGAGUGGCAUACCCAGAACAACCAGUAUGGGUCAACUGACUGGCUUGCGGAGCACGGUGCAGCGCCACCUAUCACUGCGAACACCAUCAAGCGUGCUCGGUCGAGCAGCAUGAACGGGGUGAAUACGACGCAGGGUAAACGCCGCGCCAUCGAGAUCCUAUCAGACUCGGAUGAUGACGAGGACAGCGAGACGCCGGCUACGUCUGUCGCCAACGGUCACUCGAACGGGUACGCCAGCACGAAUCCUAAUUCUUGCGGCGUCUCGCACUCGAUGCGGUCGACUGCAUCUGCGCAACCGCCGGCCAUCAUCGACCUGACGUUGUCGUCGGACGAGGACACGGAUGACGAGGACCAGCUGCAUUUUCGCCCGCCGGGCGGAGGUUCCACGAGUCGCGCAGGCGGCGGCUCAUCGGGAGCCCGUCCGGCGAGUGAAACUAGGGGCUACCCCAUGUGGAGCCCGAAGCGCCUUGUGACGACAUCGGCUACAAGCACAGGUCCGCCCAGCACAUCUGCCCCAGCCGAGCCAGGUAUCACAUUACGACUUAAUCCGCCGAGCGCACCGAGUGUUCCUGCGCCCAGUGUGUAUGCCACGCCGUCGAACAUCCGCGGUUUGGCACAUCCGCCUCCUUUCCAUGGCGAAGGUUUGACCAGCGCCCAGAUCUUCCAGGCCGCCGACCAUUUUGGUCCUCGUGCGUCGUCCAGUCGCUCUCACGACAAUGCCUCUGCCUCUGGCGGCCUCACUGCGGCUCAAAUCCUAGCGGCAGCAGACCACUACAGGUCGUGGGCUCCCUCAUCCUCAACCCCACCGCCGCCGCCUGGUGACAGCCCCACCGGGUCAAUGCAGCCACAGCCGAGGAUCGCGAGCUCGUAUCGCCCACCUCCGCGCUCAUCGAACGGAUACUCACACUACAGCUAG